CAAAAAAAUGAAACAAAGGCAAAAUAAAGAAAAAUCCAAUAAGUAAAACAAAAGAAAUAAACCAGACGUCUGCAGUGCAGUCAUUUCCGUUCCGCAGUAGUGAACACAUAUACGUGAGAUUGAGUGUUGAACGUAAUUAACGAACAGCAAUAAAAAUAAAAAAAAGUAACCUGCCUAACGCCUACUUUCCUCUUUCGCUUUGAAUUUAUUCAUAAAGCAAACACCUGGUUAACUGCGCUGGGUACGUUUGAUUGGUGUCGUAAAGAAAAGUGUGAAAGAAUUUUAUGAAAAAUGGUUGAUCGUUUGGUGAAUUCGGAGGCGAAUACCAGGCGUAUAGCUUUGGUGGAGAGUUGUUUUGGCAGCUCAGGUGUACCACUAGCGAUAUCCGGUCGUGUUUUGGUUGGUGAGGGUGUUUUAACAAAAAUGUGCCGUAAACGUCCGAAAUCGAGACAAUUUUUUUUAUUUAAUGACAUCUUGGUUUACGGCAAUAUUGUUAUUGGUAAAAAGAAAUACAAUAAACAACACAUAAUGCCUUUGGAAGAGGUGUCAUUGGAUGAUAUUGAGGAUUGCAGCCAAUAUCGUAAUGGUUGGCUUAUACGAACAACCACUAAAUCAUUUGUGGUAUAUGCGGCAACUGCUACCGAAAAACAAGAAUGGAUGGCCCAUAUCAACAAGUGCGUAGAGGAUUUAUUGCGUAAAUCGGGUAAAAAACCGGUUGAAAAUCAUGCUGCCGUUUGGGUACCCGAUGCCGAGGCUACCGUAUGCAUGCAUUGCAAAAAAACCCAAUUUACAAUGAUAGUGCGUCGUCAUCAUUGCCGUAAUUGUGGGGCGGUAGUGUGCGGACCAUGUUCGGCUAAAAAAUUUCUUUUACCACAACAAAGCUCGAAGCCAGUGCGUGUUUGUAGCACCUGCUAUGAACGUCUUAGCAAAGCUCUUAAAGUGGACACGUCCAAAACAUCACCCAAUCAUGAGAACUCCAACGUUAAUGCUCUUAAGCUUAGCAACGACAGUUCAGGGGAUGAUGAUUCUGAUGAUGAGGGUACAAGUGCCGGAACCGAACAACAACACGAUCAACCGAAAUUUUACGGUGACACCACCAACUUAAACGUUGAAGAAUCUUUUAAUGCCUCGACAACACACAACUCUAGUCACUUACCUACCAACUGAUGAUUAAAACGUUAUAAUGGAAUGGGAAUGAGGAAAGAGAGACUGCAGCAGCCAGUAGCGUACGGAGAUGAUUGUUAUAUAUAUUCAAUAAUAA
Molecule: messenger RNA, 1261 nt
Organism: Glossina fuscipes
Lineage: Eukaryota; Metazoa; Arthropoda; Insecta; Diptera; Glossinidae
Product: pleckstrin homology domain-containing family F member 1 homolog
Exons: 1
Coding region: 292-1167 (291 amino acids)
Cellular component (GO): early endosome
Molecular function (GO): phosphatidylinositol binding; metal ion binding
Source: RefSeq, a predicted model, not a curated record